Messenger RNA from Prorocentrum cordatum, 347 nucleotides. NCBI's taxonomy places the organism in Eukaryota, Dinophyceae, Prorocentrales, Prorocentraceae. The record is from the annotation of a GenBank genome assembly.
AUGGUGGAGCCGCAGCUCUGGCCGGUGCCGCCGGCGUGGUGGCGGCCGUCGCCGGUGGCGGCCGCGGCGCAGCUGGCCCCGGGGGCCUCGGGCGCCGCGCCCUCGCCGGCCGCCUGCGUCGCAGGGCUGUCCGCGGCGGUGCUGGAGGCGGUGGCGGCCGCCGGCGGCGCGGGCUCCCGGCACGUGGGCGUCGUGCGGGACUUCAGCGCGGCGCUGGCAUUGGCAAGAUAGCGUGUCCGGGGGUCACGGGCGACGUGGCGGUCGCGGAGGAGGAGCUGGUGGGCUUCGCCGUCGGCGACACCGUUUCCUUCGUGUUGUCCGAGGAGGCGCAGUUCGGCACGAGGAUG